AUGCAUGUCUAUGCUGCGGUCUAUGGCUGUAUUUUGGCACUGGGUCUUCCUCUCAAUGCUGUAUCAUUGUGGAUAUUUUUACGCUUCCACAGCCUCAAAUCCACGAAUGCUGUCUUCAUGGUCAACCUGGUGAUCUCAGACCUGCUGCUCGUCAUCUCCUUGCCCAUGAGGAUCUACUUUUAUGCCACAGGCACCUGGCCACUCAACGAUAUAGGGUGCGUUUCGAUCACAAUGUUCUUUCGCAACAACAUCCGCUCCAGCUCCAUCUUCAUCACCUUUAUCUGCGUUGACCGGCUGCUCGCUGUGGUUUAUCCUCUAAGGUCACGCCAUCUUCGAACCCCUUCCAACGCCUGGAAAGCUGCUGCGCUCGUUUGGCUGUUGGUGGUGGUGGUGAACAUCCCAGAGAGCGUUGGAUUAUUUAAAUAUUUAAACAAUAUCAGUGAACCUAUCUGUUUUGAACUUAUUCAAAGCGAUGAACCCACAAAAUUAGUUUAUUUUCAGCCUGUGUUAGUAUUCAUCAUGUUGGCAGUCAAUGUAGUGUGCACCACUAUGGUGUCUUGGACUCUACACGGACAUCUCAAGGACUCUGCAAAGGUCAACAACAAGGUGAAUGUCUUGCUGAUUUUUGUCAUGAACUUGGUGAUGUUUGCCAUAUGUUUCUUGCCUGUGUCAGCUUCUUUACUUACAUAUAGUAAAACUGCCACUAUGCCCUCAACAUGUCUUGCUACUGCGAACUGCUGUCUGGAUCCACUGUUGUAUUACUUCUCUCUGGAUGCCUUCUGGAAGAAAAAAGAGGGACCAGAUCUUGAACUGUAAGACAUAUUAUUUUCAUCAGAUAUGGCAUCAAAUAUCGUUGGUGUAUAUGUUGGUUUUUGAUUUAUUUUUUUUUUAAUCAAAAACCAACAAAGAUUGUUUCUUUCAGAAAAUGUUUAUAAAACUUGUAGAUGAAGUGAGAGAUGGAAAAAAGCUAGGCCUGUUAAUGUACAGACACCAUAAUUCAUAUUUAGAGGGUUAGGUUUAGGUGUAGGGUUACUGUUGGACCCUUAAAGAAAUGUUUAUAAAACUUCUCUCAUUUUACUGUAAGGGGGACUUGCUUCACAUGAUCUGGAAUUGUCCUUGUCUGGAAGCCUAUUGGAAAUACACCAUUAGUAUAGCUUCAGAAACUACAAAAAUCAAGAUUCCCCUGACCCCAGGAUAUGGAUUUUGGGAGAUAUACAUAUAUAUAUAGAGUAUAUUUUGCAGAAUUGGAAAUCAGAGCCUCCUCCAUCGCAGAGAUAAUGAUUAAAUGAAGUAACAUCCUAUAGCACACCUGAAAAAAAAAACUUAUUCAGUAUGAGGAGGAAUCCAGAGAAAUCUGAAAAGAUACAGGGCUCUUUUCUGGCCUUAGUAGUAUGUGAGUAUAAAACCUACUGCCCUUUACCAUUCUGUCUACCAAACCUCAUACAGCACUUGAAUGUAUCCUAUCUUGCUUGUCAGAUGUAACCAAGGGUUUCAUGCACCAGGGUUGAGGGUGGGGGUAGUAAGGGGUACUAAUUUUGUGAAUGUUUGUUCCUUCAUCUCUCCUUUUUUGUAAAUGUACAUAUGAAA
Molecule: messenger RNA, 1587 nt
Organism: Larimichthys crocea (large yellow croaker)
Lineage: Eukaryota; Metazoa; Chordata; Actinopteri; Sciaenidae
Gene: lpar5b
Product: lysophosphatidic acid receptor 5b
Exons: 1
Coding region: 1-816 (271 amino acids)
Biological process (GO): positive regulation of Rho protein signal transduction; phospholipase C-activating G protein-coupled receptor signaling pathway
Cellular component (GO): plasma membrane
Molecular function (GO): lysophosphatidic acid receptor activity
Source: RefSeq, a predicted model, not a curated record